GAGCUGGGGGAGCGGCCGCCAUUUUGUUUGCUGGCGGGAGAUCGCGCGGUGUUUUCGAGUAUCCCGGGAGAGGGUGUGAUCCAUCGGUGACCGUCUGCGGCUCAGGGCGGCGGGGGCCUCGGUCCGGUGCAUCAUGUAUAUCAAGCAGGUCAUUAUCCAGGGCUUCAGAAGCUACAGAGAUCAAACCAUUGUUGACCCAUUUAGUUCAAAACACAAUGUAAUUGUGGGAAGAAAUGGAUCAGGAAAAAGUAACUUCUUCUACGCCAUUCAGUUCGUUCUCAGCGAUGAAUUCAGUCAUCUACGUCCAGAGCAAAGGUUGGCUUUACUACAUGAAGGAACUGGACCUCGUGUUAUUUCUGCUUUUGUGGAAAUUAUAUUUGACAACUCUGACAACAGAUUACCUAUUGACAAAGAGGAGGUUUCCCUUCGAAGAGUUAUUGGAGCAAAGAAGGAUCAGUAUUUCUUGGACAAGAAAAUGGUGACGAAAAACGAUGUCAUGAAUCUCCUUGAAAGUGCCGGCUUUUCCCGCAGUAACCCUUAUUAUAUCGUGAAACAAGGCAAGAUUAAUCAGAUGGCAACAGCUCCGGAUUCCCAAAGGCUGAAACUGUUGCGGGAAGUGGCAGGGACCAGAGUGUACGAUGAAAGGAAAGAAGAAAGUAUCUCUUUAAUGAAGGAAACAGAGGGUAAACGUGAGAAGAUCAAUGAGCUGCUGAAGUAUAUAGAAGAAAGGUUACAUACUCUGGAGGAUGAAAAGGAGGAGCUGGCACAGUACCAGAAGUGGGAUAAGAUGAGGAGAGCGCUAGAGUACACCAUUUACAAUCAGGAACUGAACGAAACUCGAGCAAAGCUUGAUGAACUUUCGUCAAAGCGAGAGACAAGUGGAGAAAAAUCUCGACAGCUGAGGGACGCACAACAGGACGCUAGGGAUAAAAUGGAGGAAAUUGAGCGUCAAGUCCGUGAAUUGAAAUCCAAAAUAUCUGCAAUGAAAGAAGAGAAGGAACAGCUGAGCUCUGAGAGACAGGAGCAGAUAAAACAGAGAACCAAACUGGAACUGAAAGCAAAGGAUUUGCAGGAUGAACUGGCGGGAAACAGUGAACAGAGAAAACGUUUGUUAAAAGAAAGACAAAAGCUACUGGAAAAAAUAGAAGAAAAACAGAAGGAGCUUGCAGAGACGGAGCCAAAAUUUAGCAGUGUGAAACAGAAAGAGGAAAGCGGCAUUGCAAGGCUAGCUCAAGCAACCCAGGAGCGUACAGAUCUUUAUGCCAAGCAGGGUCGUGGAAGUCAAUUCACAUCAAAAGAAGAGAGAGACAAGUGGAUUAAGAAGGAGCUGAAAUCCUUGGAUCAAGCCAUCAAUGACAAGAAAAGACAAAUUGCAGCCAUAAACAAAGAUCUGGAGGACACAGAAGCCAAUAAGGAGAAAAAUCUGGAACAGUACACUAAAUUAGAUCAAGAUCUUAAUGAAGUGAAGGCUCGAGUUGAAGAACUGGAUAAAAAGUACUAUGAAGUGAAAAACAAAAAGGAUGAGCUACAGAGUGAAAGGAAUUAUUUAUGGAGAGAGGAGAAUGCAGAACAGCAAGCACUCGCUGCUAAAAGGGAAGAUUUGGAGAAGAAACAGCAGCUGCUCCGAGCUGCCACUGGAAAGGCAAUUUUGAAUGGAAUUGACAGCAUUAAUAAAGUUCUGGAGCAUUUCCGGAGGAAAGGCAUCAACCAGCACGUCAUUAAUGGUUAUCACGGGAUUGUUAUGAAUAACUUUGACUGCGAGCCUGCUUUCUACACCUGCGUGGAAGUCACUGCCGGGAACAGGUUGUUUUAUCAUAUUGUGGAAUCGGAUGAGGUCAGCACGAAGAUCUUAAUGGAGUUUAAUAAAAUGAAUUUGCCUGGAGAAGUAACCUUCCUGCCCCUCAACAAACUGGACGUUCGAGACACAGCUUAUCCUGAAACUAAUGACGCUAUUCCAAUGAUCAGCAAGCUUCGGUACAACCAACGUUUUGAUAAAGCCUUUAAACAUGUAUUUGGCAAGACACUUAUUUGCCGCAGUAUGGAAGUAUCGACGCAGCUAGCCAGGGCAUUUACUAUGGAUUGUAUCACUUUAGAAGGAGACCAGGUGAGCCAUCGUGGAGCCUUGACAGGAGGUUAUUACGACACAAGAAAGUCCCGGCUUGAGCUGCAAAAAGAUGUUCGGAAGGUAGAAGAUGAGCUUCAUGCUCUCGAGGCAAAGCUCAAUGAAAAUCUCCGGAGAAACAUUGAAAGGAUUAACAAUGAAAUUGACCAGCUAAUGAACCAGAUGCAACAGAUUGAGACCCAGCAGAGGAAGUUUAAAGCCUCUCGAGACAGUAUCUUGUCAGAAAUGAAGAUGCUCAAGGAAAAGCGGCAACAGUCUGAAAAAACAUUCAUGCCCAAGCAACGUAGCUUGCAGAGUCUGGAGGCCAGUUUACAUGCGAUGGAGUCCACACGGGAAUCUCUGAAAGCUGAGCUGGGGACUGAUCUGCUAUCCCAGCUCAGUUUGGAGGACCAGAAGCGGGUGGAUGCUCUCAACGACGAGAUUCGGCAGUUGCAGCAAGAAAACAGACAACUCCUAAAUGAAAGGAUUAAGUUGGAGGGAACGAUUACUCGAGUGGAGACUUACCUGAAUGAAAAUCUCCGAAAGAGACUGGACCAAGUGGAGCAAGAACUUAAUGAGUUGAGAGAAACUGAGGGAGGGACGGUCCUCACAGCCACAACAUCUGAACUGGAAGCCAUCAAUAAACGUGUGAAGGAGACACUGGCAAGAUCAGAUGGUCUAGAUAUCACUAUUGACAAGACAGAAGUAGAGAGCAAAGAUCUUGUGAAAAGCAUGGACCGAUGGAAAAACAUGGAAAAAGAGCACAUGGACGCGAUCAACCAUGACACAAAAGAACUUGAGAAAAUGACAAAUCGACAGGGUAUGCUUCUAAAGAAGAAAGAGGAGUGCAUGAAAAAGAUCAGAGAACUGGGCUCUCUGCCGCAAGAGGCAUUUGAAAAAUACCAGACGCUAAGUUUGAAACAGUUAUUCCGCAAGCUGGAGCAGUGCAAUACUGAGCUGAAGAAAUACAGCCACGUAAACAAGAAGGCUCUGGAUCAGUUUGUAAACUUCUCUGAACAGAAGGAGAAACUUAUAAAGCGCCAGGAAGAGCUAGACCGCGGCCAUAAAUCUAUAAUGGAGCUGAUGAAUGUCUUGGAGCUGAGGAAAUACGAGGCCAUCCAGCUCACAUUCAAACAGGUGUCCAAGAACUUCAGUGAAGUGUUCCAGAAGCUGGUACCUGGUGGCAAAGCCACACUUGUCAUGAAGAAGGGAGAUGUGGAAGGAAACCAAUCUCAGGACGAGGGGGAGGGAAGUGCAGAGAGCGAGAAGGGUUCCAGCUCACAGAGCAGCGUUCCUUCAGUGGACCAGUUUACGGGUGUAGGGAUUAGGGUCUCUUUCACGGGAAAGCAAGCUGAAAUGAGGGAAAUGCAGCAACUGUCUGGUGGUCAGAAGUCCCUGGUGGCUUUAGCACUUAUAUUUGCCAUCCAGAAAUGUGACCCGGCUCCUUUUUACCUAUUUGAUGAAAUCGACCAAGCUCUGGAUGCCCAGCAUCGAAAAGCUGUUUCAGACAUGAUCAUGGAACUUGCAUCUCACGCCCAGUUUAUUACGACGACCUUCAGACCUGAGCUGUUGGAAUCAGCAGAUAAAUUUUAUGGCGUGAAAUUUAGAAAUAAGGUGAGCCACAUUGAUGUGAUCACAGCAGAACAGGCCAAGGACUUUGUAGAAGAUGACACCACACAUGGCUGAGAGUCCAUUUACAGCUGAGCCUGUCUGUCCCAUUUCACAGAUUGACAUUGUACAGAAUAUUCCUUAAUUGUUUAUUUCACACCGGGUUUAUGUAUAUUUAAAAGUGGAAUGCCAUUCCCUUGUUUAAGUAGGUUCUAAACAUCUAUUUUAACAUUUUGGCCCUCUGGCUUUCAUGUUUUGUACAAUUAGCUGUAGCGCCUAUUUUAUGCUUAUUAUUUCAAUGUGAUUUUUUAUGAAGACCUUUGUACUUUUAUUUCCUGCAUUUGGUGAACAUUUCCCAUCUGUUGUUUUAAUGCUUUUCAAAAAAAAAAAUCAUUUUUCAAACGCUAAUUUUACCGCACUGCCUUGUGGUUUCUUUUACAUUGCUUCAAUAAAACCGUUAAUUUUAUAA
This is a messenger RNA of Pelobates fuscus (common spadefoot toad), 4178 nucleotides long. It is a transcript of the gene SMC3, whose product is annotated as structural maintenance of chromosomes 3. Bases 134 to 3787 code for a protein of 1217 amino acids. Gene Ontology annotation, cellular component: chromosome; mitotic cohesin complex. Lineage: Eukaryota; Metazoa; Chordata; Amphibia; Anura; Pelobatidae. The transcript has 29 exons. Gene Ontology annotation, molecular function: ATP hydrolysis activity; double-stranded DNA binding; protein binding. Gene Ontology annotation, biological process: mitotic sister chromatid cohesion. The record is from RefSeq and is a predicted model, not a curated record.